AUGAAAGCCACCCACCGGGAAGGCGAAUCGCUUGCGGAGAAUCGUACAAGACGAGAGAAAGAAGCUGUUACAGGUGAUGAAGAAGGUUUGCUGUGGUCAAAAGGCUUGCUGGAAGACAAAACUGCUCAAAGUUUGGUUUACACAAUUUAUUUCUAUAUUGGAAAAAUAUUCGGAUUAAGAGCAUGUGAACACAGACAGUUAAGAUUAAGCAACUUUGUCAUAGAAAACAACAAAAUUUGUUAUCGAGAAAAUAUUUCGAAAACGUUUCAUGGAGGAUUGAAAGAUUUAAAGAAGAAACCUAGAAUUGUGACUCGUUAUUGUCACGAGGAUGAGGAAAGUGUACAUGAACCAUGCCUGGUUCAAAUGUUUAAGCAGUACAUUUCCUUGGUCAACGAGGUACCGAAAAUUAAUGAAUCAUUCUAUUUUUGACCGAGCAAAACAGCGUAUAAAUUCGAAGAUGCACCAAUUGGUAUUCAUAAGCUUAAUUCUAUCGUACCUUUUUUAAUGAAAGAAGCUGGCCUUGCGAUUAAGACAGCACACUGCCUUCGUGUCACAACAGCAACAAAUUUGUUUUGUGCUGGCCAUCAAGAAAAAUUAAUACGUGAACGAACUGGGCAUGUUUCUUCUGCCUUAUUUACGUAUGAGAAGCCUAGUAAUGAUCAAGCAAUGACUGUAUCCAAGUAUGUUGGCCCAUCUGUAUCAAAGAUUGUGUCGCUUGUUGACAACUGUUUUAAGCCACCCUCGAAGCCUAAGGAAGACGAAAAGUUUCAAAUUUCCGACUAG
Messenger RNA from Paramuricea clavata, 783 nucleotides. The record is from the annotation of a GenBank genome assembly. NCBI's taxonomy places the organism in Eukaryota, Metazoa, Cnidaria, Anthozoa, Malacalcyonacea, Plexauridae.